UUCUAAAUGAAAAAAAAUCAUUAAACUAAAAUUUAUAAUCAUCAAAAGCAAGCGCCCUGGUUUAAAUAUCUUCUCUCAGAUCCAUACCCAAUUUAACAUCAACGAUAGCAUGCAAUCCCCUUCACCAACACCACGAGUCACGCUAAGUUAAUCCAUUUUUAAAAUUAUUGUCAUAUAGUUGCAUUGUAAACAAAAAAAAUUUGUACCCUUUUUAAAUUAAAUGCUUCAACCAGACAACACUUACUAUCAAUCUACUCUAUCUUGAUUGUAUCUUCGGAACCCUUACAAAACCACCGCAUCCAACCAAUUUACACAUUUCUACCCAGUCAAAAUCAAUGGCCAAUGCAUCUCAACAUCAUAGUGGCUAUUCGAAGCAUUGCGGCCCUCCUUCGUCCAGACCAAAAAGAAUUGCCAUGGUCUGCGAUUUUUUCUACCCUAACACAGGAGGCGUAGAAAUCCAUCUAUACCAGCUAUCCACGUGUCUAAUAAAAAGAGGAAACAAGGUUAUUCUGAUCACUCAUAGCUAUGGCAACAGAAAAGGUGUCCGAUAUUUGACAAGUGGUCUAAAAGUCUACUAUCUUGUUUAUGGACAAAUGUAUAAUCAAGCAGCUAUGCCAACGUUCGGAUUCUCGACGUAUCUUCCAAUUUUUCGAAAAAUUCUGAUUCGUGAAAGAAUAGAGAUUGUUCAUUCUCAUCAAGCCUUCUCUACCAUGGCCCUAGAAGCACUGCUAUUUGCUCGUACUAUGGGAUAUAAAACUUGCUUUACAGAUCAUUCUCUGUUCGGAUUUGCAGACAUCUCCAGCAUACAUACCAACAAAAUUAUCAGAUUUACUCUGUCAGAUGUCGGACAUGUAAUUUGCGUUUCACAUACCAGCAAAGAGAAUACAGUCAUAAGAGCAAACCUGGACCCUUUAGAUGUAUCCGUGAUUCCAAAUGCGGUCGACUAUAUAUCCCUGACUCCUGAUCCAAGCAAAAGGGACCCUACAAAAAUCACAGUCAUCAUUUUGAGUCGAUUGGUAUACAGAAAGGGCGUUGAUUUGAUGGUGACAGUUAUUCCAGAAAUUUGUAGACAAUUUCCUCAUGUCCAAUUUGUGAUCGGUGGAACCGGUCCAAUGGCCAUCAAUUUAGAAAGAAUGAUAGAAAAAAACUGUCUUCAAGAACGCAUAACGAUGUUGGGAGCAGUGACACAUAAAAAUUUAAGAGAAGUGCUGAUAUCUGGGCACAUUUUCUUAAAUUGCUCUCUAACAGAGGCGUUUUGUAUUGCUAUCGUUGAAGCAGUGAGCUGUGGCUUGUUAUGUGUAUCUACAAAGGUUGGCGGCGUAAAAGAGGUACUACCUCCAGAGCUGAUCAAACUUGCUGAACCUUGUACAGAAGAUAUUGUUGCAAAGUUGUCGGAGGCUAUUGAGGAAGUGGGUGAUUUUGACCCCUGGAAGGCUCACAACUUGGUCAAGGAGAUGUAUUCAUGGAUAGAUAUAGCCAAGCGUACAGAGAUUGUAUACGACAGAUUGAUGAAUGAAGAGCCAUACCCAUUAAUUGAGCGAUUGUGUCGAUUUCAUAAUUGUGGUGAAUGGGCCGGUAAGCUAUUCGUCGUAGUAGCUGCUACAGUAUAUAUUAUGUGUCAAAUACUAGAAUGGUGGUGUCCAAAAAAAAGUAUUGAAGCAUGUCCUGAUUUUAAUUAUAGAAAAUGGGAACUUCAAAAAAAAUUUAAAAAAAAUAAUGAUUCCGGGCGUGAUCGAAACGCCGACCUACUGCGUGUUAAGCAGUUGUGA
Molecule: messenger RNA, 1769 nt
Organism: Schistocerca gregaria
Lineage: Eukaryota; Metazoa; Arthropoda; Insecta; Orthoptera; Acrididae
Exons: 6
Coding region: 336-1769 (477 amino acids)
Biological process (GO): GPI anchor biosynthetic process
Cellular component (GO): glycosylphosphatidylinositol-N-acetylglucosaminyltransferase (GPI-GnT) complex
Molecular function (GO): phosphatidylinositol N-acetylglucosaminyltransferase activity
Source: RefSeq, a predicted model, not a curated record